Molecule: messenger RNA, 7399 nt
Organism: Cuscuta epithymum
Lineage: Eukaryota; Viridiplantae; Streptophyta; Magnoliopsida; Solanales; Convolvulaceae
Source: the annotation of a GenBank genome assembly
CAAAAUCAACCGUAAAUCAACUCUAAUCCCUGCGUGCGCUGCCAUUUCUGCACCGCCCCCUACGCCCGCCUCUGCAUCCAGGUGUGUCUCCCCUCCCCUUUUCUUCUUCUCCAUCUUCUGCCCGACAGUCCCAUCUAUGUGGCGGCUAGGGUUCGGCUAUGGCCGAAUAGUAGACAACUAGUGGCUGCGGCCGUGAUGCUAUGGCUAGAUGUGCGACCGGAGAUGCUACUAAUGCUGGGGUGGUUGGGGACCUGGGGUCGUGCCGAUGUUCGGGCUCUUUGAUAGAGGUUUCAACCGUGAGACGCGGUGGUGCGGCCAAAUUUUGGCGGCGGCUAGGGUUUUCAGGCAGGGUUCUGCACUUGGGGACGCUAGGGAGGGGGCUGGAGAGGGAGGCCCGCUUAGGCUGGGUAGUUGGGGCGGGAGGCUGAGGCCGGGGAGGGGGCGGCACUGGCGGUCACCAGAACUCACGCGACAGUCACCUAAGGGGCUAGGUGGCUGUCCCAAUGACCAGUGCCGUCACUGGGAUAUGUGUAACUGUUACUGGUCGGGGUCAGCGGUGGUCAUUGUGGUCACUAGCUGUGGUAGUCAAAGGACGCGGUGGUCACUAGCGGCAGUGGUCCCCUGACCGACUGUGUUCACAAAAGUGAAGUAUCACUUUUUUGUUCAGUUACAAGCUAUGUAGCAUCCAUACAUACAUACAUGAUACGGGUACGCGGAGACGUCGAAACAGCAGCCAAGAAAACUAGGCUAAGAUACAAGGGUAUAUUUAUAAAUAUUUAACGUUAUGGGGUGGUUUUGAAAAUAUUAAAAAUUAUGGGAGUGUAUUUAUAAAUAUUAAAAAUCACAGGUUUUUUUGGGAAAAUAUAUACAUAUAUAAUCAUAUGAACCCUGCUCAUUCAUGGCAUUGAAGGCUCAAGAUAGUUAGAAAUAAAUUCAUAUUUUAUCUCAUACUACCUAUAUACUAGUGCAUCUCAAAAUAUACAUGUAGUCAAUAAUUUAUUAAUUAAUCUAAAAUGACAAACGAAUCAAACAAACAUAAUUUUGAAAUUACAAGUGAAAGUACUCAAAGUUCUUGGAUAAUGGAGAUGAAAACAAUACUCUAAUAAAAAAACUAAAAGUUCUAAUACAUAUUUCCAUAGGAGCUAACAAUUUUCAGAGAUAACAUCGUCUUAAAAAAAGACAGCUUCCAAUUCUAGUUCACUUACGGAAAGUUUGGUGAAUUCAAGUACUCCUUUAUCCUCCAUGCUCCCAAAUCUUCACCAACAUCCCACAUUUUACUUGUCGUCCAUAUACUUAGUUGUGUGUUAGGGUUAAAUUUAUUUUUAGUUUUUCAUUUUUCAAGAAUUCUAUCAUGUAAAUUUUGGGUGUUUUUUAAAAAAAAGUUGAUACGUUUAUCAGUCAGGAUACAAGUAUCCGAAAUUUUAAAAUAAUUACCAAAAAAGUUGGAAACUUUUAAUAAAUUACAGAUACGGCUCGGGAAUGUACGGUACAUGUAUCCUAGAGUAUCUGAUACGGGAACAUUUCCGAUACACCGAUACGGUAUUCUAGUGAAGUAUCCGUGCUUCAUAGCUUACAAGGGUUUGUUUUUUACAAUAGGAAUAAAAAAUAUGUAAGGUGACAUCCUAGCCAUAGUUGUCACCUUUGUUCACUUUUUGCUUUAAAAUAGUUUCAUCUUCUCAACUUCUAUCUCCAUCGGAUAAUUUUUUGGGGGAAUUUGACUUUGCACACCACUUUUUGAAUGGUAUUGGACUUUGCAACCCAUUUUCAAAAAACUUUGACUUUGCACCCCAACACAUACCAUAUUGUGAAGAAAAAUUUCUAAAUGGGGUGCAAAGUCAAAGGAAUUUUAAGUGGAAUGAGGUGCAAAAUCAAAGUUUUUUAAAAAUGGGGUGCAAAGUCCAAUAUCACCCAAAAAGUGGGGUGGAAAGUCAAAUUCCCCCUAAAUUUUUGUUCUAGAUAUCCACAAGGAGUUUUAUUAUGGUGUUCAUGUUAUAAAAUCCAUUGCUUUGACCUGUUGUUCUUGUUCAUAUUAUGCGUGUGUGCAAGUAAAUUCGUUUAUUUAUUCUUGAAUUUAUAAAUAAAGUCGUUGGAAGUCAUGGGGAGUGGGUGCUGGUCGCAAAUGACUGCACCUAUAGUCCUAUACAUACAUAUUUCAUGUUCAUAGUUUAUUUUUGUACUUCUAUUUCAUGUUCAUGGUUUAUUUUUGUUCUUCUAUUUCAUGUUCAUUGUGUUUUUUGUUCUUCUAUUCCAUGUUAAUGCUGUACAUAUGAAGAAUUAUGGAGAUAAUUGAUUUUGAAAUCCAUGUAGUGCUCUAGCAUUAAAGUAGUUUUGAUAUAUGAUAAUACUGUAAUUCAUAAAAGAUCUUCCAGCUGCUUUUCCAUUUACUUAUUUAGUAGCCUUCUACCUUCUAGGCAUGUACUACUUAUUUGGAAACUUUUUAAACAGAAUAAAGAUCAAUUCGAAUUCACAUAUUGUGAUAGCCUAGAAGAUCUAGUAAGGUGUAAUGAAAUCAUUGCCUAUCAACCAUCCACUGGAUUGCCCAAUUUGUAACCAAGCUAGAUUUUGAAUGUGAUCUUCAGGAUGAUUCUAUCGCUUUUGGAUCUGAUCACGGCACUUUUUGAAAUGGAAUGACGAGAUAGAUGGUUUACAAGAAUCCAGGUCCACUGGUCAAGACGGUUAUGACCUGGUACAAUCAGCGUACAAGGAGAUUUUAUGCAACAUCAAAUGUCGCAUAUGCUAAAUCAAGAGAUGUAUUGGCUACUUGGAGUAACGUAGAUCAGUUAACACAAGAAACUCACAGCUGGAAUAUUAUGGUCAUCAACUCUCAAUUGAAGGAACUGAUCAAGAAAGGACAUGUUAGAAAUGCUCGUGAGAUGUUUAAUAAAAUGCCACAUAGAGAUGAAGUCUCAUGGACCAACAUGAUUGCUGCUUACGUAAAUGCCUCUGAAUCAUUUGAAGCUCUAUCUCUGUUUCAUGAUAUGUGGGCCUAUACUGAUCUUCAUAUGGAUCCUUUCAUACUUAGCCUUGUACUAAAGGCUUGUGGGAUUAGUACAAAUGUUAAGUAUGGAGAACUUGUGCAUGGAUAUUCUGUAAAAAGUGGUCUUGUGAAUUCUAUCUUUGUGGGAAGCUCACUUCUUAAUAUGUAUAUGAAAUUGGGAAAAUUUUGGGAAGGUUGCAAACAGUUCGAUGAGAUGCCUAACAAGAAUGUAGUAUCUUGGACUGCUAUAGUGACUGGACUUGUUCAUAUGGGCUAUAACAAUGAGGCUCUGAUGUAUUUUUCUGAAAUGUGCGAAGAUGGAAUAAAAUACGAUUCAUAUUCUUAUGCCAUUGCAUUAAAGGCAUGUGCUGAUAUGGGGUAUCUGAAUUAUGGGAGGGAGAUUCAUACUCGGAUUGUGAAGGAAGGCUAUGGUGCAGGAUCUUACGUGGCUAAUAGUCUCUCCACAAUGUACAAUAAAUGUGGGAAUGUAAAGUAUGGAUUGUGCCUGUUCGAAAAAAUGAUUUUGAAAGAUGUGGUCUCUUGGACAUCUAUAAUCACAACAUAUGUCCAAAUGGGUCAAGAUGAGCUGGCAAUCCAAGCAUUCUUGCGAAUGAGAGACUCACACACGAGCCCUAACGAGUACACCUAUGCAGCAAUUGUUGCUGCUUGUGCUAAUCUUGCAAGACUUGAUUGGGGCGAACAACUGCAUUCCAAUGCAUUACAUUCAGGUUUUGUGGCAUUUCCAUCUGUGGGAAACUCAGUCAUGGCACUGUAUUCAAAAUGUGGGUUGUUAGGUUUAGCUUCCAUGGUGUUUAAUGCAAUGAACAAGAGAGACAUUGUUUCUUGGAGCACUAUUAUUGCAGGGUAUGCUCAAGCUGGACAUGGUGAGGAGGCUUUCAAUCUUCUCUCGUGGAUGAGAAGGGAAGGAACAAAGCCUACAGAGUUUGCCCUUGCUAGUGUAUUGAGUGUAUGCGGAAAUACGACCAGUCUAUAUCAAGGGAAGCAACUGCAUGCUCAUGUCCUUGCCAUUGGUUUAGAUCAGACAGUAUUGAUACACAGUGCUUUGGUAUCUAUGUACUCAAAAUGUGGAAACAUCAAAGAAGCCUCAGAUAUUUUUCAGAUGGCUCAGUGUAAUGAUAUUGUAUCAUGGACGGCUAUGAUUAGUGGAUUGGCUGAACAUGGUAAAAGCACAGAAGCUAUUGAUUUAUUUGAGAAAUCGUCUGAGGCUGGUUUGGAACCGGAUUCAGUAACCUUUGUUGGAGUUCUCAGUGCUUGCAGCCAUGCUGGAUUGGUUGAUAUUGGGUUUCAUUACUUCAAUUCAAUGAUCAAGGACUAUAAAUUAAGUCACUCUAAAGAACAUUAUGGUUGCAUGAUUGAUCUUCUUUGCCGAGCAGGACGUUUAAGUGAUGCAGAGAAUAUGAUAAAUAGCAUGCCAUUUGAAAAGGAUGAUGUUGUUUGGUCAACUCUCCUCAGGGCUUGCAGGGUGCAUGGUGAUGUUGAAUGUGGAAGACGUGCUGCAAAACAUAUCCUAAAACUGGAUCCUGACUCCGCUGGGGCCCAUAUAACCCUAGCUAAUAUUUAUUCUUCUAAAGGGAAGUGGAGGGAAGCAGCGGAGUUGAGGAAGCUGAUGAGGUCAAAAGGAGUCAUUAAAGAGCCCGGGUGGUCUUGGAUAAAACUGAAGACAAAGAUGUAUGCAUUUGUUGCCGGAGACAAAACGCACCCUGAAAGCGAUUAUAUUUAUAACAUUCUAGAGUUCUUGACUUCAGAUACUGAAUUAACUUCCCCUGAAAUUACCUCUCUUAUAGAUGGUGUUUAGUCAAAUCUUGUGACAUUUUGUCAAAUGUAAGUGGUUAAAUUUCUCUCGCAAAAUUUAAUGAACACAAAGGGGGAGACUACCCUUUAUCUGCGGACAGCUGUAUUAAGUCUAGCUCUCACCAGCAGCCUACCUAAUAAUGUCUUCUUACAUAUGGCUUUCAAUCUGCUCUCAUUUUUGGGAAGUCUCCCUCAAGUGAAUAUUCCUGGAGUAUGGGGACCAUUUAUUGUCUACUUACAAGAGGCAGCAACAACAGUUAUUUCUGAAUUACUAGUCGAAUCACUUGCUGAAAACCGAAUUCAAGAACAAAUGGAAAACCACGGAUGCAGAAAGAUAAUGUGUAUGUAGGUUAAAGAGCAUUCAUUCGUUUUUAUGCCAGGGAAAGGCCGGAGUACGUCCUUACCAUAACAGCAAGGGAAGGUUGCUGCACAAUACUCCCAAUGAGGACAGUCAUCGGCAUCAGGAAAACCUCAUAGCAUUGAUUAAGAGAUAUCAGUAGAGACAAUCAGUCAGGGAAGCAGGUUCAAGAGCUGCAACAACUCUGAACUGUGAGUCCUCGGACCUUCUUCCUCCUCAAAAACAGCUAACUGUUCACUGCACAUUCCUCAACCUACACUCUUUGUACAAAUGCUUGUGAAUGUUGCAUUUAUGCAUUAUUUCUUGAAUGUUGUAUUUAUGCAUUAUUUCUAUGUGAGAAAUUUUGUCUGCAGAAAUUCACGAUGAAUUUGGUCACGAUGUUCAUAUUUAAUAUAGUUUGGUGAGUUAUUCAAUUUGCAUGUCUAUCUUGUCAAAGCUGUGGUGGUGAUCUUUUGAACGAAAAUGAUCAUAUCGGAUGCUUAUUUAACUCAGUGGAGUGUCAGAUUAGUGGAGAUGAAACAUAGUCCAUCUUGGCAAAGCUGAGGAGCCCUUUAAAAGGCAAUGACCAUCUUUGAAUGCUAAUGGACGAAGAUCAAAUCUCUCCUCUGACUAUUCUUGGCUUGUAAGACUCGUAGAGUUUCAGAUCAGUGGAGAAGAAACAUAUAGGAGUACAACGCUAUACUCUGAUGUUCUGAUAACUUUCUAACAUUUUUAUUACAUUUGAUAUUCUUUGUUGAGUGUGAUAUGAGUAAAGAAACAUGAUAUUAUUAUUAUUAUUAUUAUUAUUAUUAUUAUUAUUAUUGUUAUCAUAAUCAUCAUCAGAUGAUGAUGUAUGUUUUAGGUUCUUUCUAUAUCAGAUCUGGUAAGCCAUGCUAUACAUGUUCUCUAAUAGCAUAGGAAGUGGCAGAAAAGCAUGCGGAUGUACUACCUAUCAUCUGAGGCUGUAAGCCUGUGGAAUAGUCCGCAAAAAUGAGUCUUUUUUUUUGCAACAACAUUGCAUUGACAAUUUCACUGGGGCUUAGGGUUGGAAGGAUUUGAUGGCAUCUUUUUGCAUCAGCGAGGAAGACAUGUGGAAUGGGAGCCGUUCUCAAGCAGAAGAAACAGCUGAGAUGGCAACGCUGGGCUGAGAAACAAAAAUAUUAAUGAGUGGAAAAGACAUUUUGCAGCGUUUUCUCGCGCUAAGCCCCAACUGUUCCUUUCUGGAAAAUGUGACGUAGUUGGACAACUGUGUAAAUACUUAAAAUUUGUUUCACAAACUGAACAACAUUAUUUUUUUCUUAUAUAGAUAUAUUUGACGCACAUUAAUAUGCAACACUUAUUACAUGUUUAUGAAAGUUUAAUUUUGUUUAGUGGUUACGGUGCCAUUGGGUAAUGUGCUCUGUGUUCAACUCAUCAAGAUCAGGGAAAAGAUUGCUACGUUUUUGCCCAAAGGCGGCGCUGCUAGGCGAUGGAGAUUUCGCAUCAAAGAGUCCCAGACGCAGUCUAAACCAUUGGCCAACAAAUUGAAUAUCGGAACAAAAUUUUGGAGAAGUGUAGCAUCUAAACCACUGGCCAACAAAUUUAUGGUCACGAAGUCCAAAACAUUUAAUUUUGGAAAUCGUGUACUUGAAUUCGUUUGUAAUUACGAAGGAGAGUGAAAGGGCCCAAAUAAGAGCAUUUGAUUUGGGGUAACUCUAUUCAAGUCCAAUUGUUUUUACUCUGUACAGUCUCAAGUAGAACUAACAUAGAGUAAAUAUUUAAAUUAGUAAGUGUACAAACUUGCCAUUUUUACUUUAUAAUUCAUAUUUGGGACAAUAUUAUCUAAUCUAGUGUAUUUUUUUUUAUAGAGGUGGAUAAAUGAUGGAAGACUAGAUUGUCGAUGAUGAAGAGAAAGUUGGAAGGAAAAUCCGAGAGCGAGAUGGUGCCAUGUGUUAUAGACUAUGAAGCACGGAUACUUCCCUAGGGUAGCGUAUCGGCGUAUCCGAUACGUUCCCGUAUCCGAUACUCUAGGAUACCCGUACCGUACGUUCCCGGGCCGUAUCUGCAAUUUUUAAAAGUUUCCAUUUUUUUUUGUAAUUUUUUGAAUGUUUUCGAUACUCGUAUCCUGACGGAUACUCGUAUCAACUUUUUAAAAAAAAAAUCCCAAAAUUUACUUAAUAAAAUUCUAAAAAAAAUGAAAAUCUAAAACUACAUUUUACUUGGUAAUCAAAUAAUAGGCCUAUAUGGCUAUAUCCGAAUUAAGUCAUUAACUCAUACUCCGAAUUGAGUACUUG